This is a messenger RNA of Sorex fumeus (smoky shrew), 2718 nucleotides long. RefSeq lists its product as uncharacterized. The coding region runs from base 1 to 2718 and encodes 905 amino acids. The record is from RefSeq and is a predicted model, not a curated record. The transcript is spliced from 3 exons. NCBI's taxonomy places the organism in Eukaryota, Metazoa, Chordata, Mammalia, Eulipotyphla, Soricidae.
AUGGAGCAGGACUAUGGAGACCACGAGGAAGCUGCCCAGGCCCAAGCUCCUCACUCCACUCAGCAGCCACUCCAGGACUUUGCUGAGGUUAGUUGCCAGGCUGGCUAUAAGCAGGACUACCUAGAUGCCCUGAGAGUCUUCUCUAGUAGCCAGUUCACAAGCCCCGUCGAGGUCACCCUUGAGCAUGGCAUCCUGGAGAGAGAGACCCUGACCUUCCCUGUGUACAAGUACAGUGAUCCCACCAGUAACAUGGCCCAGAAAAGAUCAUACCGCUCCCGACUCCAGGAGCUUGUUGCAGGACAGAGCAAGACUCCAGCCAAAGUCUUGAAUGCCGUGGAAGACCAGGUAUUGGUGUUUGACAUGGCCACUGGCAACACCAGGAUGGGGCUGCUGUGCCAUGACCCCAUGGGCUCACGGGCAGUGCUGGUAGGCUUGGUUCCCAACUACCCAGCCAAUGAUGCCCCUGAAACUGUGCUGCCUGACCAGCAAAUGCCUGUGCCCACCUUCUCCCCUAAAAACUGUCACUCUAACUUCUGGUCCAACUUACCCACAAAGAACCUCAAGUCCUCCGGCCUCUCAUCUGGCAGUUACCCAGAGGCGGUCCUGGUUCAUAAAGAGUCAACAUUACACCUGGAGGAAAAGGAUGCCCCCCAACCUGGAUCACCCCAGAGGGUGAGGAUGUUCAGGGGUCCUGUUCCAAUGGAGGUGCCCCUCCAGUUUGGAGAGAGGCUACAAGAUCCUGGCUGGUCUAAACCUGAUGCUGAUAGAAAUGAAGCUGAUAGCGCCAUCUGGAUGCUGGAUCCCCCCAAGACGCAGAGCCCCCCUGAGGUCCCCACCAAGAGGAUGAGCUCAGAGCGGCCCCCUGAGCCUGCUACAUCCACCCAAAUCGAGGACAGAAUCAGCCAUGAGCAGAAGGAGGGUGUUACUACCCCGCCUGACAACCCCCAGGCGGAAGGGGCUGGGCCUGCCCCCGUCGAUGCUAACCCCCCGCCUGUGGAGCCGCACCCCCAAGCGGAGAAGUCUCUCCUUGCCACACAGCCAAAUUACCAGCUUCCUGCUGUGGAGCAGCCUCCCUUCAACAACCAGUCCAGCUUUCUGUCUUUGCACUCUCUUCCUGGAACCCCUCUGGACCAGCAGCAAAAGCUCACUGGGGAGCCUCCCUUACCCCAGGAACCCUCUGCUCCCCAGGAGUCUGUCCUUUCAAAAGCAUCCUACAUCACUGGGGAGAGUGUCCAGGCCCCUGCUCUGCACCAGGAAAGUGAGAUCAAGGAACUAUCCGACCAUGGGAGCACCCUGAGGGUGUCCCCAAGCUCUGAGGAGGCCGGGGUCCAUCUGAACAGAGAAAAGGGGUCUCUCAAUGAUAUUCAAAACUCCAAAUCAGACAGGGGCUCCUGGAAACCUGGCAACUCUGCUGUGGUACAGAAGGAAACCCCUUCUCAGUUCACGCUCCCCACACCUAGCCGUAGCUGCAAGGUUUUGCCCAUGAUGGGCACUAACUCCCAGAAUACCCGGUUCAAGCUGACAGCUGAGGACGUCACGCACUCCCCAAUGGUGUCACACCUCGGCCUGCUCCGUGGGACCUGCUAUGAGGUGGUAUCACCCACAACUGUGCUGCCAGUGCACUCUCCAGUGCUCUGCCACCAGUCAGCGAGUCCCUACCAGAACAUGGCAGCCGUGGUGAUCGACACAGGUUCCGGCUUCACUAAGUGUGGACUGGCUGGAGAGGACCAUGUCCUCAGUGUGGUGUCGUCAUGCAUCCAGCUGCUACAGCAGCCAGCCCAGGGCCAACCCCGGUAUGUGGUGCCCGAGAACGGAAAGGGCUCCUACUCGGUGCUGAACCGAGGCGUGGUCUCCGACUGGGAUGCCCUGGAGGUGCUGUGGCAGCACCUGUUCUACUGUCGGCUGGGUAUGCGGCCCGAGGAGCUGGCUGUGCUUGUGGCUGACUCGCCCAUCUCCCCACGCACCAACCGAGAGAAGGUGGCUGAGAUCCUCUUUGAGCGUUUCCACGUGCCCGCCAUGCAGACUGUGCAUCAGGCCCUGCUGGCGCUCUAUGCUUAUGGGAGAACCACCGGACUGGUACUGGGCAGUGGCCACGGAACCUCCUACGUGGCACCCGUUCUCACUGGAGACCUGGCCCCAAUGGAUACUUACCGGUUGGAUGUGGCUGGUUGUGACCUCACUGACUACCUGGCUCAGCUGUUGUUAGCAAGUGGCCAAUCACUGCCUGGGGCAGAGCUGGUCAACCAGAUUAAAGAGGCCUGCUGCUAUGUAGCCAUGGAUAUGGCAGCUGAGUGGGCUCGCACCGAGGGCCAGGCCCAGGUGAACUUUGUGCUUCCAGAUAAGCAGGUCAUCAACGUGGGCUCUGAGCGCUUCUCUUGCACCGAGGCCCUCUUCCAGCCCCAUCUGCUAGGGCUCAACCAGCCUGGCCUCCCACAAUUAGCCCUCUUAAGCAUUAGCAGGCUGGAGGCCAAGCAACAGGAGCAGCUGCUGGCCAAUGUGGUGCUGGAAGGUGGCACAACGCUGGUGAGAGGCUUUCCUGAGCGUGUGCGGCAGGAGCUGAGCCCCCGUGCCACAGUGCUGGGCUCUCCUCACCGAGCUGUCGCUGCUUGGCUUGGAGGCUCCAUCAUGGCCUCCCGGGAGGCUUUCCAGAGCCUCUGGCUCAGCCGCCGUGAGUAUGAGGAGGAGGGCCCCUGGGCUAUCUACAAGUACCAAUUGUGA